This is a messenger RNA of Chaetomium globosum CBS 148.51, 1659 nucleotides long. RefSeq lists its product as uncharacterized. Lineage: Eukaryota; Fungi; Ascomycota; Sordariomycetes; Sordariales; Chaetomiaceae. Gene Ontology annotation, molecular function: transmembrane transporter activity. The transcript is spliced from 3 exons. The coding region runs from base 1 to 1659 and encodes 552 amino acids. Gene Ontology annotation, cellular component: membrane. The record is from RefSeq and is a predicted model, not a curated record. Gene Ontology annotation, biological process: transmembrane transport.
AUGACAGUCACCACCAAGGAGGACGAGUCCUCCAAUCGGGCCUCGAGCCGCAAAGAAGGCUCCCCGCCCUCCGUGUCCAUUUCCCAGGAGAGCCUUACCGAUUCCGAAGGUUAUGGGUCAUCUACCGAGCACGUCUUCUCGGAUCCUGCCGUGGCUUCUCACUGGCGGGAUGUCUUCGAGAAGGCCGGGUACGAGAACCGGCACCGUUUUGACCCAUCUUUCACAUGGUCCGCCGAAGAGGAGCGGAAAUUGCUCCGCAAAAUCGAUUUCAGAAUCAUGCUCUGGGCUUGGAUCAUGUUCUGCGCAUUGGAUCUCCAUCGACGCAACAUUAACAGGGCCAUUUCAGACAACAUGCUGCCGGAAAUUGGCAUGAAUACCAACGACUUCAACUACGGUCAAACCAUCUUCCUCGCCUCGUUCCUUGCGGCCGAGCUGCCGAGCGGCCUGAUCAGCAAGAAGCUGGGCGCUGAUCGCUGGAUCCCUUUCAUCAUGACAGCCUGGUCCAUCACGGCCGGCUCGCAGGCCUUUUUGAGCAACAAAGCGGGUUACUACGCUAUCAAAGCCCUUUUGGGUCUCCUUAUGGGCGGUUUUAUCCCUGACAUCGUUUUGUGGUUGACGUAUUUCUACAAAUCGGGCGAGUUGCCCACACGGCUUGCAUGGUUCUGGACGGCCUUGAGCACUGUCAACAUUGUCGGCUCUUUGCUUGCCGCCGGCAUUCUUCAGAUGCGCGGGGUCAGGGGGUGGUCAGGAUGGCAAUGGCUCUUCCUAAUCGAGGGCAUCAUCACUCUCAUUGCCGGCCUCUUUUCCUGGGUACUCAUGCCCCCCGGCCCAUGCCAGACUCGAAGCUGGUUCAGGGGCAAGGAUGGGUGGUUCACAGACCGGGAGGAGUCUAUCAUGGUCAACCGGCUGCUCCGCGACGACCCCAGCAAGGGCGACAUGAACAACCGGCAGGCCGUCGGCCCCUCGCUUCUGUGGAAGGCAAUCAAGGACUGGGAGCUGGCACCGGUGUACCUGAUCGGCCUCACCGCAUACAUCCCGCCGUCCCCGCCAGGCACCUAUCUCUCCUACAUCCUCCGGCAGCUUGGCUUCUCCGUAUUCGAGGCCAACCUCCUCGCCAUCCCGUCGCAGUUCCUCUUCGCCGUCAACCUCCUUAUCAUCACCUGGGUCUCCAAGCGACUCGGCGAGCGGGCCAUUGUCUCGUCCUCGUCCAACAUUUGGAUCUUCCCGUGGCUGCUAGCCCUCGUCCUGCUGCCGGCCACCGCCUCGCCGUGGACACGCUACGCGCUCCUGACCGGCCUGCUGUCGUACCCGUACUGCCAUGCUAUCCUCGUGGCGUGGAACGCGCGCAACAGCAACGCCGUGCGCACCCGCGCCGUGUCGGCGGCGCUAUACAACAUGUUUGUGCAGAGCGGCAAUAUCAUUGCCAGCAACAUCUACCGCGAUGACGAUCAGCCGCUCUAUCGUCGCGGUAACAAGAUCCUCUUGGGCCUAGUGUGUUUUAAUAUCGUGCUGUUUUAUCUGGUCAAGGCAUUUUAUAUCUGGCGCAAUCGGGUCCGGGAUAGGAAAUGGAAUGCCAUGUCGCCGCAGGAACAGGAAGACUACGCCGUGAACUCCAAGGAUGAGGGUCUGAAGAGGUUGGACUUCCGCUUUGCCCAUUAG